AGGAAUUAAGACGAAAUUAGUUGAUCCAAAAAAGAAAUCAAGACGAAAUUAGGGUUUCGGCAUUUGUCUGCCCUGGUCACCACCGCUCUGGGCUAUUAAUCCGUGAGCUUCUUCUCGCCGUGCCGAAAAUUUCAGAUUCCCAUUUCUUGAGGUAGCCAUGGGUAAGGGUCCUGGUCUCUACACUGACAUCGGCAAGAGAGCUAGAGAUCUUCUGUUCAAGGACUACCACAGCAACCAGAAAUUCACCAUCACCACUUACUCGCCUAAUGGAGUUGUUAUAACAUCAUCAGGAACUAAGAAAGGUGACCUAUUCUUGGCUGAUGUUAAUACCCAGUUGAAGCACCGAAACGUCACCACUGAUAUUAAAGUUGAUUCUGAUUCUAAACUCUUCACCACAAUCACCGUUGAUGAGCCUGCUCCUGGCUUGAAGAGUAUCUUUAGCUUCAGAGUUCCUGAUCAAAGGUCUGGUAAGGUGGAACUUCAGUACCUGCACGACAAUGCUGGGAUAAGCGCAAGCGUUGGGCUAACAGCGAACCCAAUCAUCAACUUCUCAGGUGUUGUAGGAUCCAAUGUCCUUGCUAUCGGCACUGAUGUCUCAUAUGAUACCAAAAGUGGUGAUUUAACUAAAGUCAAUGCUGGAUUGAGCUUCACGAAGGCAGACUUUAUCGCUUCACUGACUGUGAAUGAGAAAGGCGAUGCUCUGAAUGCUUCUUACUACCAUAUGGUGAACCCCUUGACCAACACGGCUGUAGGUGCUGAUGUGACUCACAGAUUCUCAACCAAUGAGAAUACCUUCACUCUCGGUACCCAGCAUGCCCUGGAUCCAUUGACCACGUUGAAAGCUCGUGUCAACAACUCUGGCAGUGCUAGUGCCCUUAUCCAGCAUGAGUGGCGUCCCAAAUCGUUCUUGACCAUCUCUGGGGAGGUAGACACGAGAGCCAUUGAGAAGAGUGCCAAGGUUGGGUUGAGUUUGGCUCUCAAGCCGUGAGGGAUUUUGAGCUAUUCUGGCGAGAUCAGGAGGUGGGCACCAGGAGCACAUGGUUAUUUGCAAGCCAAUUUAUUUUCGGAGGUUGGUUUUCUUUUUGGACACAAAGUGUUCCUGGUGUUUCUUGCUCAUGAGUGUUUCAAAUUGGUAAAAAUAAUUAGUAGAUGAUUUAAUAAACCCGAUAUUACUCUUAAAUUUAGACAAGCUCUGCAAGCCUCUUAGACUGAGGAUAUUCUUUGAUGCUUGAAUUACAAGAUAUUUUGCCUUGUGAUGGCUUCUCUCAGCGUUAGCAAGUCUAGCGUGUUGAGGUCUGAUGUGA
This is a messenger RNA of Prosopis cineraria, 1304 nucleotides long. Its product is annotated as outer plastidial membrane protein porin-like. Lineage: Eukaryota; Viridiplantae; Streptophyta; Magnoliopsida; Fabales; Fabaceae. Gene Ontology annotation, molecular function: voltage-gated monoatomic anion channel activity. The transcript has 6 exons. Gene Ontology annotation, biological process: monoatomic anion transmembrane transport. The record is from RefSeq and is a predicted model, not a curated record. Gene Ontology annotation, cellular component: mitochondrial outer membrane. The coding region runs from base 158 to 988 and encodes 276 amino acids.